UGGACCUUCGGGGGGCCGCGCCAAUGUUCCGUGGCAGCAUGGAGGCACCAUUGGCGACUUCCUGAAGGGCCCAAGCUUCGCUUUCAAAAUGAAGUUCUUGGCGCUGUUGGCCCUGGUGGGUCAGUUUCCCACCCAUGGCCAUCAAUUGCGCUGGUCGGCCGCAAUUACCCCAGAGAUGAGAGCGGUGUCCAUUCCUUUGAAGCGGACGUCAGCUUCGCCAACUCUGCAUCAUAGGAAGGGCCUUGGACUGUUGAGCGUUCAGGAGAUCCAAGGGCACAGUGAGGCCAGUCUGGUGUCGCAGAUGCGCGCCCAGGCUCAGCAGCUGCAUGCGCUGCAAUACUAUGGUGAAAUCCAGGUCGGAACUCCACCGCAAAGUUUCGCGGUGAUCUUUGAUACGGGCAGCGGCCAGCUAAUGCUCCCAUCUGACAGAUGUGACAGCGAGGCUUGCCAGAAACAUCGUGCAUUCCACCAGAAGAACAGUAGCACCGCUGUCCCGAUUGGUUGGGCAGAUGAUCCACUGACCAGAGCAGCCAGCGAUAGUGACAGGGACACAACGGUAGUGAACUUUGCCGCAGGUGAGGCAGUGGGACAGUUUGUUCGAGAUCGCGUUUGUUUGGGCCGUGCUUGCGCUGUCGCCAACUUCGUGGAGAUGACCGAAGAGUCGGAUCAACCCUUUGGUGCUGCCGAGUGGGAUGGUGUCUUGGGUCUGGCACAGUCCUUGAGCGACCACAUGGAGUUCAACAUCAUGCAGAAACUUUUGGAAGGAGACAAGUCUGGUGUCUUAAAGAAGCCCGUCUUUGCCGUGUAUCUUGGGCGAAAGAUCGAAGAUGACGCUGAGAUUACCUUCGGCGACUUCCGCUCCGAACGCAUGGCGUCAAGCCUCCACUGGGUGAACGUCUCGCAAGAAGGCUACUGGCAGUUUCAAUUCGAUGACCUCACCAUCGAUGGAAAAAGGACUGGAACCUGUGAGAAAUACGGUCCUCGGAAAUGUCAGGGUGUACUGGACACAGGCAGCUCCUUAAUGAUGGGGCCUCGCCAUGACUUGGAUGCCCUGCUUUCGCGACUCAACUUUCAGGAGGCUACGCAAAGAUCGUGCUCCGAAAACACAAAAUUUCCAAAGUUGGGAUUCUUGAUUGGCGAGCAGCUCUUUGAAAUGGAUGCUGAUGACUACAUCGACUGUCCGAAAGUUGGAGACUGUUGGGCUCAUUUGAUGCCGGUGGGUGACACUGGCCGAGGAGCCAUCUUUGUACUGGGCAUGCCUUUCUUGAGAGCCUUCUACACGGUCUACGACAUGAAGGCAAAACAAGUGGGCAUUGCAAAGGCAAGACACGUUUCGUCGAAGAAGGGAGCUGACAUGGCAGCUGUGAAGCUGGUAUCACUUCGCCCUGCUGGUGACGAUUUGGGGAAGGAUCAGCGGCGUUUGUCCAAUGAUGGCAGGAAGUGAGAUAUAGGGGUUUCUUAAAAAGGGGUAUCCCCAAAAACCGUUCAUAUUUUGGAUGAUUGCUUGAUUAAUUCUGGAU
Molecule: messenger RNA, 1520 nt
Organism: Cladocopium goreaui
Lineage: Eukaryota; Dinophyceae; Suessiales; Symbiodiniaceae
Source: the annotation of a GenBank genome assembly